CCCUACCCAUACUGUUAUGUCCCGAGGGCAAAAAAAUUCACUUAAAUAGAUGAACAUGGUAUGAUUAUGAUAAUGAAAAAAAAAAAAAAAAUAGAAGAUGAAUCUCCUUUUGGCCUUUCUCUACCUUUGGAGGUUAUUUAUUUAAAAGAUAUACUUUUGGAUUGGAUUUCCAACAAGGCAAACAACCCGUACCUCCCUUACUGGAUGCUGCGUCUGGAGUGUUUUGACACCAACUCAACCGAGUUGAAAACCUUGAUCUAGAUGGGCAACUAGCUGAGUUAACCCAGCCAUAAACCAAAAAACCUGAGACUCUCACUUCAGCAAUCUGAUCUACGCAGAUCACGUGGACUUUAUCAUAGAUUCAGCUUCACCAAUUCGACAAAUCCUUCAAAACCCACUUCUUAUAUCAAGGUAAGAUCCUCUGUCCCUCUCUCUAAAGCACAAGGAGAUGUAUAACAGUUAUGCUAGCUCAACUGUAUCACUUAGGUGCAAAGGGUCUCUUUCAUUUUCAUCAAAUGAUUACUUUCACUUAUUGAAUGAUGGGUUUGAUAGAAAUUUUAUUCCUUUAUCAUCAUCAUCAUCAUGUUGUCCUUGCUGUGCAAAUUCCAUAUAUAGAGUGCCCAUAAACCCUAGCUUUUUAUCUGGGCUGAAGCAAUCCACCCUAAUUCAAUGGUCAGCUUCUAGAAGGCUGAUCUUGUGUGGUGGAGAAGGGUACUUAUACCGCUCCCCAAUUCAUGAUGUUCGUAAAAAAUGUUAUUAUGGAAAUUCAUGGUCUCUUAAGGAGAGGAAUGUUGGUGGUAGAAGAGGGAGGUGGAGAGAGGGGAGGUUUGGUUGUGCUGUUCCGGAAAAAAGGAGCAAAAGGCACCAUUUGAGUGACGUGGAUGAAGCGGAAGCGAUGCUUAGCUUGUUGACUGAAAAUAUAAGUGAGGAGUGUUUUGGUGUUAGGGAGAGAAAUGAUAGUUCAUCUAGGAGGGUGAAAGUGGAGGAGAGGGCUAAUGGCGGUGGUGGUAAUUGUUAUAGGCGUAAAAAGAAAAAUGUUGAUUCUGGUUUGUUGGAGAGCAAUUCAAAGUGUGAAUUUGAAUCGGUUACAAUUCAGUCUAGGGAAGAGGAUUGUAGACGGAAAUCAGAUAGACAAAAGGAGGAUAAGGAGAGCUGUUUGAGGAGUGAGAAUUGUAGGUUGAGGAAAGAAGGAUCUAGCCAUUCAUCAUACUACUCAUUUUCUUCUUUGGAUGAAUUAGAGAGCGAUGACAAAGUUCGGGUUGAGUAUGAUGGCUUUGAUGAAGAACCAUUGAGUGGGUAUAAGAGGGUUCCAAGAGGGAGUGGGGAAGCCACAUUUAAUAGGGAAGUUGCGGAAGAGGUGAAGAGGCAUAUAGAUGUUGCAGAGGGACAUGGAGCGGUCUUGAAACAGGAAAAUACUGCAGUAGGGUCAUAUGCAACAUUGAGCAAUUUUGACUCUAACUGGAGGAAAAAGUCAGAGAAGAAGCUUAGAGAAGAAUCUACUGAACAUACCCUGUCUAGAAAGGGAUCAUCACAACAGCAAUCAGAAUUGUUAGAGGUCCAUGAAACUAGUUAUGGAAAGGUUCCUGAUUAUCACAAGCAAUAUGAUGAUAGAGAAGAGAAAUCAACCUCAGCAAUGAAUAUUGAAGAGGGCAUAAGACACCAACAUAGUCAAACAGGUCACCAAGUUAUAGAUUCCAAAUCAAGAAUGAAAUAUAAACAAAAUAAACAGACGCCAGAGAUCCAUGGCGGUGAUGUUGAAAUGACUUCCAGCUCCCAGAAGCGAUUCGGGGGCAAAGAAGGAAUUGAAGUUGUAGCUGUGAGUUUGGUUCAGGAAAGAAGAGAUGAGCAUUUUAAAACAGCUGGCCAUGCCAAAGGACAAGAUGAGUAUAGAAGAAAGUCCCAACAAAUCACUGAUGCAUCAGAUUUUCAAGAAAUCAAUAUUAGAGGGACCUCCACUUCAGAGAGGCUGUCUGAAACUAGAAUGAAGAAUCGGGAAGACAAUUCAACUGUGGUUCUGAAUUUUGUUCAGGAUACAGAAGACCAACACCGCCGAGCAGGUCAAUGGGCCACAACAAGAAAAUCCAGCCAAUCAACUGAUAUAUCAGAUACACACGCCAUCAAUAUUGGAAACAAGUCCACUAUACAGAACCAGUCUGACACUAGAAUGAAGCAGGAAGAUAGUUCAAACUUUGUUUUUAGUUCAUUUCCUGAAGAGAAAGAGCAACACUUGCAAACACGUUUGAAGCCUAUUAAGAGAAUGGAAUCGGGAAGAGAAUCUCUUGAUGUUUCCAAUAUAUCGAUGGUUCACUCCACUGAUACUCAAAAAGUCAAUACUUCUCAAAAGACUUCUGAAAAGAGAAUGAGUAGUCAAGAAAUAUAUUCAUCAUCAGUAGUGAAAUCAGUUGAAGGAACCCGAGAAAGACAUAAUCUAACUGAUGAAAGAGUGUUGCCAAGUGAAUCAAGAAAAGAGGAUCAGGUAUCAGCUCAAGCAUUGAGUUUCAGCGAGGGCAUGUUAAAAGGGACUUCUAGUUCCCAAGCAGAUUUGCAUUUGCAACCUCAAGGUAUGGUGCAACAAACUGGUGACAAGGGAGAUAAGAGAAGCUCACAGGCAAUAGUAACGGCUCCCCCAUCUCAAUUGGUAGAAAGAGAACCUAGUGAAUGUAUAGAAAGUGACUAUGGUGUCUCACAUACACAUUCACAAGUGAGUUCUCCUGCCAUGCAACACGAAAUAUAUGGUGGAUCGAGAGGGGGAGAGACUUAUCAAACGCCUUUAAACUUUGUCUCCCAUGAAGGUGCACUGGAUUCAGCUGAUCGGUUACAGAAAUCUUCCAUGCACUUUGUUGGUGAGUUUGUUGAGAAGGUAAGGCAUGAAAUUUCAACUUCUGAAACCCAAAAGGAGAAGAAAACUUCUGAAAUGAUGUUGGUGUCCAAAGGAGAAAAGAGUCAGUAUGGUUCUGGAGACUCUCAGGCAAAGAAGCAUGAGUCUAGGCAUUCAUCUCAGAGUUCUGGAACAAAAGGGCCUUCAGAUGACAUGUGGGAUGUGACAGACCCAUCUAUUCAGGGCACUCCCGAUGCUGAAAUCCCAGAGGUCACCACUACUACUGGGAAUGCCAUUGCUAAGAGAACCGGUAGGUCCUUGUGGAAUAUCAUUGGAGAUAUCGUUCGACUGCGGUGGGCUCGAUCUGAAACCCAGAGUUCGACUGCGAAGUCAGGUGGAAGGACUUCAUCAAACCAGUCAAAUAGCAGUGAGACAUGGUUUUCUGGUCAGGAGCCAGAUGAAAGCAAUGAUGAGAAUGCAAAUAAGGAUAAGAAAAACAAGCCACAAGAAGCCACAUCCGCUGAUCUGCAACAAGUGGGAAAAAUUUCUGCUCAAGAUCAAGGAGAAGGGUCCAGCUCAACAAGCUCAACGGAGAAAAUAAGGCACGUAGGAAUGGGUACAAUAUCAUCUUCAAGUAUUUUAGAAAGCGGCUCAGCAUCCAAAAGUACUUCUGUAGGUUCUGGUGAGGAAACUGUUGGUUGGAAGGAAGAUGGAAAGAAAUCUGAAGGUAUCUCUUCUGAAACAGCAAUAGUGGAAUCAUCACCAUUGGCUGCUAGGCAACUAAGAAGAUCUCCCAUUGUCAUAGAAAUUUCUGAGGCUGGUAAAACUGAUAUAUCUGGCAGUGGUGUAAUGGUGCAGAUGGAGCAACCAAUUGAUGCUGGUUUGUUGAAAGCACCAGGAGCUGAGGGGAAGCAUGUGGAAUUAAAAAGAAGGAAACUUCAACGAAACGAUCAAGUCAUGAAAGAUAGAUUUGAUGAAUGGGAAGAAGCAUAUACACUUGAAACUGAGCAGCGAAAAACUGAUGAAAUGUUUAUGAGGGAAGCACUAUUGGAAGCCAAAAAGGCUGCCGAUACCUGGGAGGUUCCUGUUGGGGCUGUGCUUGUACAACAUGGAAGAAUAAUUGCUCGUGGAUGCAACCUAGUUGAAGAAUUACGUGACUCCACUGCCCAUGCAGAAAUGAUUUGUAUACGGGAGGCUUCAAACCUACUUCGGACAUGGAGGCUCUCAGAGACUACACUUUAUGUAACACUUGAACCAUGCCCUAUGUGUGCUGGAGCUAUUCUUGGAGCUAGAAUCAAUACUGUUGUUUGGGGAGCUCCCAAUAAGCUUCUUGGAGCUGAUGGCAGCUGGAUUAGGCUCUUUCCUAAUGGGGCAGAAGGAGCUGGCCUUGACCCGACUGAUAAGUCAGCUGCUCCAGUCCACCCAUUUCACCCGAAGAUGACAAUUCGACGAGGGGUAUUGACAUCAGAGUGUGCAGAUGUAAUGCAGCAAUUCUUCCAACUAAGAAGGAGGCAGAAGAACAAACCAGACCCACCAUCACCACCACCUUCAUGUCUUCCUAUUUCAAACCGUCCAUCAAGGCUUCUUACCAGGAUUCAUGGUAUCUUCAACAUCAUGUUCUGUUUGUAGCGAAUCGCCCAGAGCCAUCAACACGUAAACUUGUAUUGAGAAGUAUAACAGUGCUCUUGAUCCUAAUGUACCAUUAUUUACUUGUAUUCUCAUGAAGGUGAUUGCCAUGAGAAGUGCUGCUUCACAUAAAUUGUAAAACAUAGUGCAAUUUUGUUGUUUCAAUUGAAAGUUAACGAUUCAGAUA
This is a messenger RNA of Cornus florida, 4631 nucleotides long. RefSeq names its product tRNA(adenine(34)) deaminase, chloroplastic. Gene Ontology annotation, molecular function: tRNA-specific adenosine deaminase activity. Gene Ontology annotation, biological process: tRNA wobble adenosine to inosine editing. The coding region runs from base 449 to 4447 and encodes 1332 amino acids. The record is from RefSeq and is a predicted model, not a curated record. NCBI's taxonomy places the organism in Eukaryota, Viridiplantae, Streptophyta, Magnoliopsida, Cornales, Cornaceae. Gene Ontology annotation, cellular component: chloroplast. The transcript is spliced from 4 exons.